Messenger RNA from Cyclopterus lumpus (lumpfish), 605 nucleotides. Its product is annotated as ataxin-7-like protein 1. The record is from RefSeq and is a predicted model, not a curated record. The transcript has 4 exons. Bases 57 to 506 code for a protein of 149 amino acids. NCBI's taxonomy places the organism in Eukaryota, Metazoa, Chordata, Actinopteri, Perciformes, Cyclopteridae.
CGUAACGUCAGCUUCCCCGUCUGUCGCUCAACAUCUCAACCAUAACCCUCCGACGGAUGCCGAACUCCGCCGAAGCCCAGCGACAACGACGUCAGCAUAUCUCGUUCUUUCGUUUUUUCGGCUGCUGCGUGCGAAGGAGAGACAGGGAGAAAAAAAAAAAAAAAAAAACAGAAGAGAAAAAAAAACAAAAACGUCUCUCAGCAAAGCAACAAGAAGGAAGAGCAAUGGCGACACUGGAUCGCCAAAUACCAAGUCCGGAUACCUUUCUCUGCGAGCCUCGGUCUUCCUUCGUCAGUGCGGCUAAAUUGCGUUUCGUUGACAACUCGUCCUCGGACAACAGCGACAAGGAGCUCUACCGCCUCGGCGAAGCCGUGAGCCUCGGCAAAGAAGGUGAGGAAGUUGCGCUGACAGAGAUGCUUGGCUACAGAGCUCUGGAGGAUUGUUGUCUUGUUGUCUGCCAUGUCUGCAAUCAGGUGGUCACUCCUCAGGGCAUCCUCACACACUAGCUGGGGUGUAGUUUCCCUGUGAGACAUUGAGAGAGAGAGAGAGAGAGAGACAAACAGUCCUGGACCACACCCCCUCAUUCCCUCCCCACCCGCCUCCCA